AGAUAAACAGCGCAAUUAGCCUGCCAUGAAUUCGCUUGGCUUGCUACUUUUCUUUCUGACGCUUCGUACUGUAGAUGCUCUUAGAUGUUACAAUGAAGAAACUGAUGGAAAAACACAUCCAAAGCACAAGAUGGACUGCACACCGUAUGGAUCAGAAUACUGUGUAAAAGCUCAAGCAUACGGUGGUGGUGGAAUCUAUGAAGCAAUAUAUACAUGCGCCCAAGGCUUUCAGUGCACAAGCAAUGGUUGUAUUUCUCCUAGGAGAAAUGUGGUCAAGUGUUGCUGUGACAAGGAUCUAUGCAACUCUUCCUCAUUAUCUUCAUUUCUAUCGAUAGUCACGCUAAUAAUAGCGACUUACAUAAGCCUUUGAUUGACACAAUCUACCAUCUCCUCAGACGCCGGUUUCUCGAAUUCACUUUUGUAUGUUACUGCCUGUA
Cylicocyclus nassatus is the source of this 437-nucleotide messenger RNA. NCBI's taxonomy places the organism in Eukaryota, Metazoa, Nematoda, Chromadorea, Rhabditida, Strongylidae. The record is from the annotation of a GenBank genome assembly.